Molecule: messenger RNA, 1581 nt
Organism: Polyodon spathula (Mississippi paddlefish)
Lineage: Eukaryota; Metazoa; Chordata; Actinopteri; Acipenseriformes; Polyodontidae
Product: 26S proteasome regulatory subunit 7
Exons: 12
Coding region: 143-1444 (433 amino acids)
Biological process (GO): proteasome-mediated ubiquitin-dependent protein catabolic process
Cellular component (GO): proteasome regulatory particle, base subcomplex
Molecular function (GO): proteasome-activating activity; ATP binding; ATP hydrolysis activity
Source: RefSeq, a predicted model, not a curated record
AGAAGCGGAAGCGCCUAAACCUGCUGUGUAAUCCUGAUCAUUCUGACUCAUUGGACGGAGCAGCGGAGAAAACUUAAGCAUCAAAAACAAAACGCUUACAAACAAACAAACAAAAAAAAGCACACAACAACCUGGGGAAAACAUGCCGGAUUAUUUAGGAACCGAGCAGCGCAAAGUGAAAGAAGAGGAGAAGGAAGAUAAGCCCAUAAGAGCUUUGGAUGAAGGUGAUAUUGCCCUUUUGAAGACCUAUGGACAGAGCACGUACUCCAGACAGAUUAAACAGGUUGAAGAUGACAUCCAGCAGCUGCUGAAGAAAAUCAAUGAACUCACUGGUAUUAAAGAAUCAGACACUGGAUUGGCACCACCUGCUCUUUGGGAUCUGGCAGCAGACAAACAGACACUUCAGAGUGAGCAACCAUUACAAGUAGCAAGAUGCACCAAGAUCAUCAACGCAGAUUCUGAGGAUCCAAAGUACAUCAUCAAUGUGAAACAGUUUGCAAAGUUUGUGGUGGACCUAAGCGACCAGGUAGCCCCCACUGAUAUUGAAGAGGGGAUGAGAGUUGGUGUUGACAGGAAUAAGUACCAGAUCCACAUUCCAUUACCCCCUAAGAUUGACCCAACUGUUACUAUGAUGCAGGUGGAAGAGAAACCAGAUGUUACUUACAGUGAUGUUGGAGGUUGCAAAGAGCAAAUUGAGAAGCUGAGAGAAGUUGUUGAGACUCCUUUGCUUCAUCCUGAACGAUUUGUUAACUUGGGUAUUGAGCCACCAAAGGGAGUGCUGCUUUUUGGGCCCCCUGGCACAGGAAAAACUCUGUGUGCCCGGGCAGUAGCCAACCGCACAGAUGCCUGCUUCAUCAGAGUCAUUGGAUCAGAACUUGUACAGAAGUAUGUGGGAGAGGGUGCAAGAAUGGUUCGUGAACUGUUUGAGAUGGCUAGAACUAAAAAGGCCUGUCUUAUAUUCUUUGAUGAAAUUGAUGCAAUUGGAGGUGCUCGUUUCGACGAUGGUGCGGGUGGUGAUAAUGAGGUCCAGCGUACCAUGUUGGAAUUGAUUAACCAGCUGGAUGGGUUUGAUCCCAGAGGAAACAUUAAAGUUCUCAUGGCGACCAACAGGCCUGACACUCUGGACCCGGCUCUUAUGAGACCUGGUAGACUGGACAGGAAGAUUGAGUUCAGUUUGCCAGACCUUGAGGGUCGUACUCACAUUUUUAAGAUCCAUGCUCGGUCUAUGAGUGUUGAGAGGGAUAUUAGAUUUGAGCUGCUGGCCCGGCUCUGCCCCAACAGCACAGGUGCUGAGAUUCGCAGUGUGUGCACAGAGGCUGGAAUGUUUGCUAUUAGAGCUCGAAGGAAAAUUGCCACAGAGAAGGACUUCCUAGAAGCUGUGAAUAAAGUAAUCAAGUCAUAUGCUAAAUUCAGUGCCACCCCGAGAUACAUGACCUAUAACUAAAUAGAAUUCUGGAUUUCCUUGUUCUUUUUUUCUUGUUCUGUAACAGUCACAGUACAGACUGUACUCUUAAUGUCAUGACAUGUUCAGUUUGUUUUUCAAUAAAAAUAUAUACAAUAUAAAUAAAAAUGUUAAAAUGA